CAUUCCACUGAAGUCCACAUUUCUCCUCUAAUUCCACCAUGGAUCCACAUGAUCUUCUGUUUAUUCUGCUAGUGAGUGCAUGCACAGUCCAAGUUUCUUUUCAAGGACCAGAUGAGCGCAGACUGUUGGAAAAUCUGUUGCGUGACUACAAUUCACUGGAAAGACCAGUCUUCAAUGAGUCUCAGGUUCUCGACGUCGAAGUCGGCAUCUUCCUCAGGCAGAUCAUGGAUGUGGAUGAAAAGAACCAGGUGCUGAAAACCAAUAUUUGGCUGCAAAUGUCCUGGACAGACUAUAAACUACAGUGGAACAAGUCUGAGUAUAAUGGGUUGGACAAGCUACGACUUCCUGCUCAUCUCCUUUGGAAGCCAGAUAUUCUGCUUUAUAACAGUGCAGAUGAAAGCUUUGAUCCUACUUUCCAUACCAAAAUUUUGGUUUCCUCCGCAGGCAACUGUUUGUUUAUACCUCCAGGGAUCUUUAAGAGCACCUGUGAUAUCGAUCUCCGCUGGUUCCCCUUUGACAUCCAGAAAUGUGACCUCAAGUUUGGCUCCUGGACUUAUGGGGGAUGGUCUUUGGACUUAUCAAUGAUCGAGGCAGAUCUCAGUGAAUACGUUACUAAUGAAGAGUGGGACCUUGUUGUUGUUUCAGGAAAGAAGAAUAACCAUAUUUAUGACUGCUGUCCAGAGCCCUAUCCCGAUGUCACGUACACCAUAGUGAUGCGUAGACGGCCUCUCUUCUAUGCACUCAAUCUACUCAUCCCCUGUUUCCUGAUCUCAAUUCUGGCCGUGCUUGUCUUCUUGUUACCUGCUGACUCGAGGGAGAAGAUCUCACUUGGAAUCACAGUCAUGCUCUCCCUAAUAGUCUUCAUGCUGUUAGUUGCAGAGAUUAUGCCGGCCACCUCAGACUCUGUACCUCUAAUAGCGCAGUACUUUGUCAUCACUUUGGUCAUUGUUGCGCACUCUGUGAUUGCAACGGUUGUGGUCUUACAAUUUCACCACCAUGACCCUAAUGGAGCCAAGAUGCCAAAGUGGAUUCGUGUGGUCCUCUUUAAUUGGUGUGCCUGGUUUCUGCGCAUCAAGCGUCCAGAUGAGGACAAAACACAGAGCAGUCCAACCGGCAUGGACCUCAAAGCCAGAAUGGAGAGUAUUCACCUGACUUCAUCUGAUUCGAGGACGGUUGGACGAGCUGGUGAGGGUGAAGUUCUCCUCACCAAAGUUCCGAGCUCCACAGUCGGCACCACUGAACCAGAGCUUGCUAAUAUCCUAGAUGAAGUGCGCUAUAUUGCCAAACGUUUCCGUGACCAGCACCAGGAAGAGAGCACACGCAGUGACUGGAAAUUUGCUGCUGCUGUAAUCGACCGACUUUGUUUCGUUAUUUUCUCGCUACUCGUUAUCCUUUGCACCUUUGGGAUUCUCAUGUCAGCACCAAACAUUACCGAGGUUGUUUCCAAAGAUGUGGUCUCUUGAGAACUUUGUCUGAACAUAAACGGCACAGUGAAAGCAAACAUUUACAUCAUGUAUCUCAGAAUUUCUUUUUUCAAGCACGUGACCAAGAAACAAUAUAGACUCAUGUAUCACUGAAUACUGUGUAACCGUUAUACUGCCAUGGCAUGGCAAGCAUUUGAAUGUAUACCUUUUUACUUAAUCAGCCUUUGCCUUUUAUAGCACAAUUUGCUACAUUAGUAACCCACUUCAGUUAUAUCCUUUUUUAAUGAAUAUGUAGGAUGCUUUGUCCAAUGUAUUGUAAUUUGUUAACCUACGACAAUGCCAAUGUUUUCUGACUAAAUGACUAAAUGUGUAUUUUUGUUUUGUUUGAAUAUUGUUUUAACCUACUCAAAUUGUAUCCCAAUGCAGUACACUGUCUCCAUUUGUACUUGUACUACAGUAACUGUAACUUCACAGCUAAAACAAAGUACAGGAGUUAGUCUCUGGCAAUAUGUAGACACUGAAUGAAAUAAAAUAAAUUUCAGCCUCACAGAAUAUGGUUUGUUAUCAGAUGGGUCACAAAAUCAUAAGCUUCAGAUUUUUGUGCUUCAUGAAGGAACUUGA
Molecule: messenger RNA, 2045 nt
Organism: Phycodurus eques (leafy seadragon)
Lineage: Eukaryota; Metazoa; Chordata; Actinopteri; Syngnathiformes; Syngnathidae
Product: neuronal acetylcholine receptor subunit alpha-7-like
Exons: 10
Coding region: 39-1463 (474 amino acids)
Biological process (GO): regulation of membrane potential; chemical synaptic transmission; monoatomic ion transmembrane transport
Cellular component (GO): neuron projection; postsynaptic membrane; synapse
Molecular function (GO): acetylcholine-gated monoatomic cation-selective channel activity; transmembrane signaling receptor activity
Source: RefSeq, a predicted model, not a curated record